This is a messenger RNA of Branchiostoma floridae (Florida lancelet), 1488 nucleotides long. Its product is annotated as serum paraoxonase/arylesterase 2-like. Gene Ontology annotation, molecular function: arylesterase activity. Lineage: Eukaryota; Metazoa; Chordata; Leptocardii; Amphioxiformes; Branchiostomatidae. The transcript is spliced from 2 exons. The record is from RefSeq and is a predicted model, not a curated record. Bases 388 to 1422 code for a protein of 344 amino acids.
AAGGUCAGCCGAAGUCACGUUACUACGAAAGCUCAAAGCGCCAAAGCAAGAAAGCUUCUCCCGACAUUUUUCUAGCACGAAGACUCUGAAAUGGUCUGGAAAAUGUAAGAAAUGGUUUAGAAAACUGUUGCCAAUGGCUUGAGGAAGACUUGAAACUUGUCUAAAGACCACUUCGUCUGGGGAAGGCUUGGAAAUGAUGGGGAGAAGCUUUCGUAUUUGUCGCUUUGAGCCUUCGUAUAUAACUCUCACAGCAGAAUGUAAACAUCAGCAGAUCGCUAGCGGAACUGUGUGGGGUUUGUUUGCACAUGUGCUUCAAACGUUCUCUUCUGGAUUGCAUGUGCGAGGCUUGCAUCCUCCGACUGACAAGUUUACGUUCCACACAACAUCAUGGCAAAGCUGGUGGCCACCAUCACUGUUGUCAUCCUUGCUGUGGUUGGGCAGCACAUAUGUAGGUUCAUCCUGACACUGAACCCCUUCCACCACACCUACAACCACUCUCCUGGGCCCUGUCAACAUGUACCGGGGAUCACCACUGGAAGUGAAGAUCUCGCACUGACAUCCUCGGGACUCGUCUUCAUAUCAUCUGGUCCUGGCGACAAACGUGGGAAACUUUUCACGAUAGACCUUAACAGCCCUGUUAUUAAAGCUUCUCAAGUUUCCAUCCAACCAGAAAGUUUUAGGGACAACUUUGUGGCAUUUGGAAUCAGCAUCUAUGAAUAUCCAGACAGCAAAGAGAUCCGACUGUUUGUUGUGAACUUCAAAAGUUUUGAGAUUGAAACUUUCCGCUAUGAUUCUUCUACAAACACUGCAUACCACAUCAAGACCAUCAAGCAUUCUCUUAUUACAUCACCCAAUGAUAUUGUAGCCACUGGACCAGAGAGCUUUUACGUUACCAACAUGUCCUUUUUCUCCAAUCUCGUUCUUGUCGCAUUUUCCUUACUGACAUUUCUUCCAGUCAGUUCUGUUACCUACUACGAAAACGGGGAAGCCAGGACGGUUGCUGACGGUAUAAAAUUUGCCAAUGGUAUUAACAUGUCACCAGAUGGUCAGGUGGUCUAUGUGGCUAGUCCUUUUGAGGGGGGGAUCAAGGUGUAUCACCGACAGUCGGACAAUUCUCUGGAAUUCAAAAACGACAUAACAGUGUAUUCGGGGGUGGACAAUAUUAAUGUGGAUCCAACAUCUGGUAGUAUGUGGAUUGGUACACAACCCAGUCUCUGGCAAGCAAUGGUCUUAAAGUCGCCUGGGUCACAAGUGUUUGAAGUAAAACAUGCAGAGUCCAGCAAUCCGGUUGUCACCAGCAUUUAUGCAAAUGAGGGGGAUGAGUUGGGUGGGUCUAGUGCAGCUGUGUAUCAUAAAGGCCACCUGCUGGUUGGUACUGUUAGUUCCAAGCUGCUGCAUUGCCAAGUGAACAUUCCUGUUUAACUAUAUAUAUGAGUUUAAUUGUAUUGAUGUUUGUCUGUUUGAACUUGGAAUAAAGUUAUAAUAACA